This is a messenger RNA of Loxodonta africana (African savanna elephant), 646 nucleotides long. Its product is annotated as histone H2A type 1-J. NCBI's taxonomy places the organism in Eukaryota, Metazoa, Chordata, Mammalia, Proboscidea, Elephantidae. The coding region runs from base 37 to 432 and encodes 131 amino acids. Gene Ontology annotation, molecular function: structural constituent of chromatin; DNA binding; protein heterodimerization activity. The record is from RefSeq and is a predicted model, not a curated record. Gene Ontology annotation, cellular component: nucleosome; chromatin. The transcript is spliced from 2 exons. Gene Ontology annotation, biological process: heterochromatin formation.
CCUUUGCUCCAGUCAUUACUGACAGGAGCUGACGCCAUGUCUGGACGUGGCAAGCAAGGCGGCAAGGCUCGCGCUAAGGCUAAGACUCGGUCUUCCCGGGCCGGUCUCCAGUUCCCCGUGGGUCGUGUCCAUCGUCUUCUUCGUAAGGGUAACUAUGCCGAGCGAGUUGGGGCCGGCGCGCCAGUGUACCUGGCGGCGGUGCUGGAGUACCUGACGGCUGAGAUCCUGGAGCUGGCGGGCAACGCUGCCCGCGACAACAAGAAGACCCGCAUCAUCCCGCGCCACUUGCAGUUGGCCAUUCGUAACGACGAAGAGCUCAACAAGCUGCUGGGCAAAGUCACCAUCGCGCAGGGUGGCGUCCUGCCCAACAUCCAGGCCGUGCUGCUCCCGAAGAAAACCGAGAGCCACCACAAGACCAAAUUUAUCUCCUGAGUUCCAGACGUGCAUAUUCAUCUACCUUCUGAAAUUCUUACAGUUUUCCCAGGAAAUGCAAAAUGCAUAUCCCAUGUUGAAUUCAACACCUUCAUCACCAAUUCUGCAUCUCCAGUAAAUGACAUCAUCGUCUACCCAUUAUCAUGAGCCAACAUGACUACAUCAUUGAAUAUUCAUUUUUGUGUGUCAUUUCUAUAGCAAAAUGCAAAUGCUU